GGUAGCUCCAUUCUUGAUCCCCCACGACCUCAUCCCAUCUCCGUUCACCUUUCAUCCAUCACUUUUGCACAUUCUCAUACCCGCCGGAGCUUGUAAUUGUGGAAAGACGCACUCAUGGCUGAUCGCUACUCCUUUUCUCUGACCACGUUUUCCCCCAGCGGAAAGCUGGUUCAGAUUGAAUAUGCCUUGAACGCUGUCAACCAGGGUGUAACUGCUCUGGGCAUCAAAGCUACCAACGGAAUUGUUCUGGCAACCGAAAAGAAAGCCAACUCACCUCUCAUUGACCCGCCUUCCCUCUCCAAGAUCUCCCUGAUUACACCCGACAUCGGCAUGGUCUACGCUGGAAUGGGCCCAGACUACCGUGUGCUCGUGGACCGGGCCCGCAAGGUUUCUCACACUGGCUACAAGCGCAUCUAUAACGAAUACCCCCCUACCCGGAUAUUAGUGCAGGACGUUGCCCGAGUUGUUCAAGAAGCGACUCAAUCUGGUGGUGUCCGACCGUACGGUGUCAGCUUGUUGAUUGCUGGCUGGGACGAGGGCGUUGAGCCUGAAUCAGGAGAGGCCCAGCGGGGUGAUGGCGAGGACGAGCCUAAGAAAGCAACUGGCAAGACGGGUGGUAUCUUGAAGGGCGGCCCCAGUCUGUACCAGGUCGACCCCAGUGGCAGUUACUAUCCGUGGAAGGCCACGGCCAUUGGAAGACAUGCGACGAGCGCAAAGACAUUCCUUGAGAAACGUUACACCGAGGGUCUCGAGCUGGAAGAUGCCAUUCACAUUGCUCUCCUGACUUUGAAGGAGACCAUCGAGGGAGAGAUGAACGGUGAUACGAUAGAAAUUGGCAUUGUUGGUCCUCCCGCCGAUCAUCUGCUUGGUUAUGAGGGUGUCGAAGGAUCGCGCGGACCCCGUUUCAGGAAGCUGAGUAAGGAGGAGAUUGAGGACUAUCUCACCAACCUAUGAACUACCCCAUAGAUCGAUACAGAUCUUGACAUACCGAGCCUUGUAGUAUAAUAGACACGACUCAAGUCUUGCGAGGUUUCCGCGAUAUGACAGGGCGUCCCGGCCACGCAGUAACCGGGGAGCUGAAAGGUGGGUUUUCAGGAGUGACCCUGGAACCUGACGAAUAUUUGGGCGGUUCUAGACUCGCCAGUAAUACUUCAAAAACCUGAUCGGAAAUGAAUGCUAUUGUCAAUGAAAUUGCACGACUG
Molecule: messenger RNA, 1202 nt
Organism: Aspergillus vadensis CBS 113365
Lineage: Eukaryota; Fungi; Ascomycota; Eurotiomycetes; Eurotiales; Aspergillaceae
Gene: pre8
Product: proteasome core particle subunit alpha 2
Exons: 5
Coding region: 115-954 (279 amino acids)
Biological process (GO): ubiquitin-dependent protein catabolic process
Cellular component (GO): proteasome core complex; proteasome core complex, alpha-subunit complex
Source: RefSeq, a predicted model, not a curated record